Pungitius pungitius (ninespine stickleback) is the source of this 2505-nucleotide messenger RNA. RefSeq names its product chromosome 10 C3orf38 homolog (gene c10h3orf38). Lineage: Eukaryota; Metazoa; Chordata; Actinopteri; Perciformes; Gasterosteidae. The coding region runs from base 97 to 1002 and encodes 301 amino acids. The transcript is spliced from 4 exons. The record is from RefSeq and is a predicted model, not a curated record.
UCUGCUGAUACAUGUUCCUACACGGACACAUUUCUAGCAGGGCGUGAAUGGACGAUCUUUGGGAAAAGGAGGCAUUUAUAUUUUGCGGUGGCGAAAAUGUCAGGCCUGUCAAAAACAGAGCGCGCUGGAUGUACAAAUAUACUGAAGUUAAUGUCGAAAGGCCACCUACUCUCACUUACUGACACAGUCACGAAUAAGAUGAUAGCAGUGGAAAAUGUGGCAGAGGCCUCGGAAACCAUCCUCUGCUUCACUAAAUCUGCCGAGGAGCUCCUGAAAAGGAAAAAGGUCCAUCGCGACCUCAUAUUCAAGUACCUGGUCGGAGAGGGCGUCGUGAUGCCGCCGAACAGCGAGAAACACCAGCUGGUGAAAAGGACCCUGGAGCUCUGGUCGUCUGGCAAGGCUGUGGCUGACAAAAGCCCUCCGGGACAGAGGGAUGACACAAGACCGAGGACGGCCACGGAGACGCUGUCCACGGAGGGGAAGGCCGAGGUGGGCUUUGACCCGCAGGUACUGGGCCAGCAGUUCUGCCAGUGGUUCUUCCAACUCUUAAACAGUCACAACCCCUCGCUGGGCCAGCCGCCUCAGGGUUGGGGGCCACAACACUUCUGGCCAGAUGUGAAGCUACGUCUCCUCGCCAAAGCUGGCAGUGAACAGAUGGAGGACUUCCUGGGGGCCGAACUGGUUAGCCUUCGUCUGCUAGCCUUGAUCAAGGAAGAGCGCCUCCUCCUCAGUCCCAAUCUGCAGCCUCAUGGCCUCAGGACACUGGCCUCCCCCCACGGACCGGUACUGGUGGCUGUAGCUGGGACCAUCCACAGAGACGAAGCCUGUCUGGGCAUUUUUGAGCAAAUCUUUGGUUUGAUUCGUUCCCCGCUGGAGAACAACAGCUGGAAGAUCAAGUUCAUGAACCUGAAGAUCAGAGGGCAGGAUGCUCUGGGUGGGACAGAUACGGUUGCCCCUGCCUUGAGUUACAACUCAACAGAUUUGCAGCUUCUAUGCAGUUGAUAAACACAGUUUCUUUAACAUUAUUUAACCAGUGAAUGUUUGUCUGGAAAAAUAUAUUUAUAUCCAGGGAAUGGAAGGGAAAGACCCAGGCAACGUGUACUGGACGGACCCCUCACGUACCCUAUUUUUAGCAUGUCAAGUUGUAAAGGCGGGUGUACAUCUGAAAGUUUUAAAAAAAUCAAAAAGUUUCUAAAAAUUUCCACUUCACUGACGUAACAUAAGGUAACGACAAAGCUUGAGCUUAAGUUUCCAAGUGUCUUACUUUUCAGAAAAUGUCAGUCUCAGUUGCUUCUUAUUGUGGAAAUAUUUCUGCUCCAAAUGUUCUGUUACUUUUUUAAUAGAAGUUUUGCUUUAUGUGCCUUAAAUACGAUACCAUGUAAAUAAAGAUAUAGAUGUGGUUUUGUAAAUAUGUAUCAUAAAGAUGUUAUCAACCAAUGUGUACACUUAUGCUUUGUUAUGACAAGGUCACUACUAGCAAGCAGAAUGCCUUUUACAUUAUGUUUUUUUAUGACACUACAUAGUCAACUACAAUGUCGAACAUAAUCCAAGAUUGCUGUGCCUUCGUAGGAUGAGUAAAGGUCAACCCACAAUGUUAAUGGCUGAUUAGUGUUGUCUCAAAGAACUUCACAAACUGACUGUAAUCAUGCAAAAGGCCUGUUGUGGGAUCUCGGUGUCAUCUAUCUGCGCAGUGAACAGAUGGAGGAGCUCCUGGGGGCUGAACCGGUUGCCCCCGGAGCUCCGGCCUUUCCCUCAUUACGUUGUGUCAGUAGGUGCUGCAAAUGAUAUCAGAAUAUCUAAUGAGAUAUACUUCCUAUCCAUCAGCAGCAUUUCAAAUAUAAAUUUGAAGUUCUUUUGGAUGCAACUCUCUCUAUUUUCUGAUAUGUUUAUCUUUCCACUUUAAUAGACGAUUUUGUGACAACCACUUUCUUUAGGGAACAUUGUUGACAAAAUGUUGUGACUUAAAUGUGAGUUAUUGACUUCUCUCAGCUGUAGUAUAGAAUAGCUACCCCAAUACUGAGUAUUAUUCUCAUAACAUUUCACAUUUUGCCCAAAUUUGCAUGAUACGUUUUAUUUGGGCUGAACCAAAGCAGAACAAAAAUGACAUUGAAUUAUUUAAAUUGUUUGUAAUUAUGAAUAACUUUACAGCCUAUGACAUAUGCUGUAUUGGAGAACAUUGGUAUAAUCACUUAAUUUACCAAACAUUUCUGAAGAUGAACAGAUCCCUUUUCCUUCUGACAAAUUCCCUGUUUUUGGGAAAAACACAAAGAACGUCUUCAUAGAAACCCCAACUCUUUGUUUCUGAUGUUCACAGUAAGGGAGAAUGUAUUUUUUACCCCCACUUAUUAUUAUUUGUUUUCAACACAUUCAAACACCAGCAGAGGGCAAGCAUGUGUACAUUGUGCAAGCAUCCCACACACACACACAUGUGAAUGAUUACUGAGGAGGGUCAGACAUCUAAUAAAUAAACACUUUCAUUAACUGCUCAGGGAGAAAACUGCCAUU